Molecule: messenger RNA, 2048 nt
Organism: Phalacrocorax carbo (great cormorant)
Lineage: Eukaryota; Metazoa; Chordata; Aves; Suliformes; Phalacrocoracidae
Source: RefSeq, a predicted model, not a curated record
CGAGCGGUUCGUCAUCGCGGAGCGACGGCUGCCCGGCCCAGUGUCAUGGCGGCGGCGGCGGUGCCCAGCCAGCUCCCCGCUGGCGGCCGCGCCCCGGAGGUCGGCCCCGACCCUGCGGCCUCGGAGGUGGCGAGCAGCGCCCUGCGCUCCCUGGCUGGGCUGGCGGGGCAGCUUAACCUUGGAGACGAUAUCGUGAAAGUUGUAAUCGAUUGGAGCAAGCUUCAAAGCACAUCAGCACUUCAGCCAACACUGCUCUUUAGUGCACUUCAGCAGCAUAUUUUAUGUUUGCAGCCUCUUUUAGAAAAACUCCAGUCAUUGAUUAAAGAGGAAAAUAUAGGCCAUGUUGAACCUGCAGGUAAAACAGAAGUCCAAAUUUGUGAAACAAGUUUGGGUGUUUAUGAUGGUAACUGUCAGACUGAAGAAAAGUAUGCAAGUUAUGACUUGGGAGAUCUGAAGGAUGCUCAUAUUAAUUUUGAUCCAGAGGUGGUCCAAAUAAAAGCUGGAAAAGCAGAAAUUGACAGGCGGAUAUCAGCCUUCAUCGAGAGGAAACAAGCUGAGAUCAAUGAAAAUAAUGUCAGGGAAUUUUGCAAUGUUAUUGAUUGUAAUCAAGAAAAUAGCUGUGCCAGAACAGAUGCAAUUUUCACACCCUAUCCUGGAUUUAAAAGCCAUAUAAAGGUUUCUAGGGUAGUAAAUACAUAUGGACCUCAGACUAGAUCUGAAGGAGCACAUGGGUCCAGUCACAAAGCCAAUGUACCCAUUCAUGAUUGUGGAAACCAAGCUGUUGAGGAGAGAUUGCAAAACAUUGAAGCUCACUUACGGUUACAAACAGAAACAGGUCAGCUAAACUACAGUAUAGGGGAAGCGGAUGAAAGUGUGCAAUUCCAGCUCAGAUCCUGUCCAAAUCAGCAUUCCUGGGAAAGGUGUCGAGAUCAUUUACUUACCCCAGCAGCUGUGCAAAAAGUGGUCCUGUACCAAGAGACAUUUAUCAGAGAAUUAAGAAGCUUGAAGAUAAAAUCCUUGAGCUGGAAGGACUGUCUCCUGAAUAUUUUCAAUCUGUACAGAACUAUUCAUUGGCGGAACUUGAUGAAAAGAUCAAUGCUAUAAAACAGGCAUUACUGAGGAAAACAAAAGAAAGCAAGUCCAAGGAGGCUGAGCGGCUUCUUCGAUAAAAAAAAAAAUAAUAAAUUCAUCUUUUCAGAAUCCUCAUCACACUUUACACGUACCUGAACCAUAGACCUGAGUAAUGUUCGCUGGGGAUGACUUUAGCAAUGAAAACAAAGUAUGCAUAUAAGCUCCUUUUGGAUCAUCUUGAAAGUUUGCUUUCAGAACUCAUUUUAAAACAGUCUUACUAAUGAACGAAUUACUGUAAAAUGAAGAAUGUUUUAGAAAUAGCAUUCUAAUAAUCCAUUCCCUUCUGUUAUAAAGGAGGAUCGCAGCAUUGUUUGUAUGUGGAAAGUCCUAACUUGCAUACAAAAGCUACAUUUCACAUGUAAUUCUUGAUCAUCGAGUGUUCAAAAGGGCUAUCUUUUGAAUACUUUUCAUGUAAGUAGUUUCACGUAGACUUGUGAAAUAAAAUGAAAUACUUCCUCAUCAGUGAACUGUUUUAGGAAAAAAAAAAAAGAAAAACCUGCAAAAAAACUUGCAGUAUGCAUGCUUACCUGCAUUUUUUUUUUCCAUAUUUGCCACUGUUUCUGCAGAUGUUGGAAAUGCAGCAAAUUGUAUUUCUGUUUGAAAGAUGGUUAUGGAAAUCCUAUAUGUGUAAAUAGAGACACCUGUUCUUCACUUCCUCAGUGCCCUGUAGGAAUUCAAACUUCAUACCCUGCUAACAAACUUAGUAUAUUCCAAAGACCACUCCAGGGGAGGUUUUGAGGAGCAUGCCAGCAGGCACCAGCUUUCCUUCCUUCCGUAUGCAUGCUUACAUGACUUCUGAAGGGUACGUAGUUUAAAUUAAAGUCAGACCUUUGGCUACACACCAAAGUGUGAUUUAAUUUGUGGGUUUUUUUGUGUUGUUUUUUUUUUUAAAUAAACCAUUUUUUAUUUAUACCGUU